Hemibagrus wyckioides is the source of this 2431-nucleotide messenger RNA. It is a transcript of the gene elob, whose product is annotated as elongin B. NCBI's taxonomy places the organism in Eukaryota, Metazoa, Chordata, Actinopteri, Siluriformes, Bagridae. Gene Ontology annotation, molecular function: protein binding. The record is from RefSeq and is a predicted model, not a curated record. Gene Ontology annotation, biological process: transcription elongation by RNA polymerase II. The transcript is spliced from 4 exons. The coding region runs from base 58 to 477 and encodes 139 amino acids. Gene Ontology annotation, cellular component: VCB complex; elongin complex.
UGCGUGUAGUGCGUACGCGAAGGGAUCAGAGCGUCGUGUUGGGAUGGUGCUCGCUCGAUGUGUUGUGAUGUUCGCGGUGCACUGUGGGAAAGAGGAAGACUAGCAGCCGGCAGAGCAAUGGACGUGUUCCUGAUGAUCCGACGUCACAAGACCACCAUCUUCACAGACGCCAAGGAGUCCACCACAGUGUACGAGCUGAAGCGCAUCGUCGAGGGGAUCCUGAAGAGAGCACCUGAGGAACAGAAACUCUACAAGGAUGACAUGUUGUUAGAAGACAGUAAGACACUGGGAGAUUAUGGAUUCACAAACCAGACAGCGAGACCUCAGGCUCCGGCUACAGUGGGACUCGCCUUCCGUAUCAGCGACGAUGUGUUCGAGCCACUGCGUGUGGACGCUUUCUCCAGUCCUCCAGAGCUGCCAGAUGUGAUGAAGCCCCAGGACUCGGGCAGCACGGCUAACGAGCAGGCCGUCCAGUGAGAGACUCCAGGAUCCGGGAUCCGUGGCUGUGGCCGUGUGUGUGUGUGUUCUUGGUUAUGGCAGGGUGUGGGGUGUAUGAGAGGUGGUGUUUUUGUGUGUGUGUGUGUGUGGUGACACUUGCUGAAAAAAAAUGUUUAAUUCUUUCCAUUGGCGCUUUACACACUCUGUGUUUAAACCUUCACCUCAUGCACCCUUGGACGUGUGUGUGUGUGUGUGUGUGUGUGUGAGAGAGAGAGAGAGAGAGAGAGAGAGAGAGUGUGUGUGUGAGAGAGAUUGUAUUAACAGUAUGUCCUGUGUGAUUGUUCAUUAUUAUUAGUAAUAUUAUUCACACUCUGGUUAUUUUGGCCGUAACAGUGGAGUUAGGGAUACACACGUGAGCUGACUCCUGAAGGGCUUAAUAAUUCAGGUGUCGAGUCGGAUCACGUGUGUUUUCGGAGCGCCGAAAAUCACACGUGUCUCCUGGAGCUGCGCGUGCACGUCAUUCACCAUGGAGAAGUGUGUAACGUUAUCUCAUGAACUUUUGGUAUUAACAUGAUUAUUUUCCCCUCUGUGUGUGUGUGUGUGUGUGUGUGUGUGUGUGUGUGUGUACACACACUGGUUUUGCUGAUACUGAUCAUAUUGUUUUGGUUUUUUUUGCGUGUGUAAUUUAUCCAGUGUUAGUUAAAAAAAAAAAAAAAAAACAUACAUGUCCAUGUGUUCAGUUCCCUCAUAUAUAUUUUUUUUGUAUUUAAAACCAAAGGGGAAGUGUGUGUGUGUGUGUGUGUGUGUGUGUGUGUGUGUGCGCGCGCAUGUGUGUUCAUGUGAAGGAAUGGCUCGUGUGUUACAUUUUGCAGUCCCAUAAAGAACAAGGUGUCUCUGUUUGAGCUGUAAACUAUAGAAACAGCUGACUUUCUUUCGGAUCAACUUCUGAGGGUCGCCCCCCCCCCCCCGCCCCGCCCCAACAAUAACGAUGAGAAUGAACUGGACACACUCCUCUGUCUCGUUCUCUCCGUGGUCAGAGUCGAUCCUCACCUUACGCUACUUUCUGUUUGAAUUAAAAGCAGAAGAAACACCUGAUGAACAAAGUGCUGCAGUGUGAUCUGUACUCCUCUGCUUCUCUGAUGAUGAUGAUGAUGAUGAUGAUGAUUUUAUCCUGAUACACACCUUUAUUUCUGCCCUUCUGAUAUUAAUAAUGUGUUGAAUAUCAAGGGGGAGAAGUCGAGAUUGAGGAAAUGGACAUCUCUUUUUUUAUUUGGACACUGGUCAAUUUUAAACACUUAUUCAACAUGACCUCAGGGUCAUCUCUGUAGUGUCUGUGUGUACGAAAAUAAAAAAAAAAAGUCUUGCUUUAACACAAAGAACCAACCUGAUGAAGCUAAAGAGGAACAUAAAGCUCCAUAAACACUGUAAUGUCAAAAGUAAGUGCCCCCCCUGACCCUCACACCCACAUGUCCGUGUUCAUUGAUCGUUCCACUCCGCUUUUUGUCCAGACCGGGAACACGAGGUGUACUGCGCAUGCGCGGAAUCGACAUCAUCAUAAUAAUAAUAGUAAUAAUAAUAAUAAGAAGAAGAAUAAAAGUAGUAUAAUAACAGUAUUAUAAAUACCUGCAGUAUAAUGAACUGCUGUAAAUCAUUUCAUCAUACUCAAGACAAUAAGGAGGCGCAUUUCCGCGCAUGUGCAGUACAACCCGUGUCUCCAGGAUAGAGGAGUGACACUUUUAUUAUUUUAUUUUAUUUCGUUCUAUCACAUAUAAAUACAAAACAGGAAGUGUAGGGCAGAUAUAAAACAAUGUCAAUCAGUUUAAAGUAAGACAACAAAGCAUAAAAUGAACAUAAAUAUGUAAAUAAUACAUGUAUAAUAAUAAAUAAAUACCAGGACAAAAACACAGUGGUAUAUAAGGACAGGUACAGAAAUAAAAGCUUUAGGAUUUUUUUUAAAUUGUUUUUAUAAGUUUCUUAUUUUGUGAUCUCACAU